Prorocentrum cordatum is the source of this 1061-nucleotide messenger RNA. The record is from the annotation of a GenBank genome assembly. NCBI's taxonomy places the organism in Eukaryota, Dinophyceae, Prorocentrales, Prorocentraceae.
AUGCUGCCCCUCAACCUGGCGAUCCUGGUGGAGGUGGUGAUGGUGGGGACGUUGACGACGAUGGGCACCAUGGUCAGGAUCCUGGGCCUCGCUCUGGUGGACGUCGACGAAGUUUCGCUGGUGGUGCUGCUGGCGGCGCUGCUGACCCAUGUGAUGGAGGCAACGACCCGUGGUCGGCGGGCUAAGGUUUCCCGCAGUCGAAGAUGCCACAACGCCAUGGCCUACUUCCGACUGUGCCCGCUUUACCCGCUUUCCCGGACAACGCGGAGUCCGAGGAAUUCGUGCUGCAGCCGUCCCAUAUUGACAUGGAACAGGCUGUGUUGGAUGCCAUCCGCCCUCGACGUGGGCGCGUGGUUGGCCCACCUGAUGCUGCUGCUUUUGGAUCGCUCUCUGUAUUGGAUACCCUCGUGCUUCCCAAGGCUGGGGUUCAAGAUGUUCUUGAGCUUCCAGAUGGUGGUGUACUUCCAGAUGGUCGUGAGCUUCCAGAUGGUCGUGAGCUUCCAGAUGUGCUUCUUGGUGGGCUUCCUGACGAGCGUGAGCUCCCAGGCGGUGGUGGGCGUCCUGAUGGUCAUGAACUUCCUGGAGACGCGGCUCUUCCUGAUGCUGCGCUUCGUCAGGCUGAGCGUGUUCCUGGUGAUGUGCGUUCUCUGGGUGAUGCUGCCCCUCUUGCUGACCGUGCUGCUGACGUACCUUGUCCUGCUGACGCCCUUCGUGUGGAGCUUCCAGAUGGUCGUGAGCUUCCGGGUGGUCGUGAGCUUCCAGAUGGUCGUGAGCUUCCAGACGAGCUUCGUGGUGGGCCUCCUGAUGGUCGUGAGCUUCCAGACGGUCGUGAACUUCCAGGUGGUCGUGCGCUUCUUGGAGACAUGGUUCUUCCUGAUCGGCGUGCGGGUCCCCCCUGAUAUUAGUGUCGAUCAUGUCGACGGUCUGGCUGCAGUUGUUGCCAGCUGUGCUUUUCAUUUAUGAGAUACUUCGUUCUCUUCGCCGUCCGCCUGGUGGGCUUGGUACGUCUCUUCGGUCACGGCGGCGACCUCCGCCUAUUUGCGUUGAUUUGCCAUAUUGCG